Kogia breviceps (pygmy sperm whale) is the source of this 4464-nucleotide messenger RNA. RefSeq names its product Rho guanine nucleotide exchange factor 15 (gene ARHGEF15). Gene Ontology annotation, molecular function: guanyl-nucleotide exchange factor activity. Lineage: Eukaryota; Metazoa; Chordata; Mammalia; Artiodactyla; Physeteridae. The record is from RefSeq and is a predicted model, not a curated record. Gene Ontology annotation, biological process: activation of GTPase activity.
CAGGAGGUGACCGAGAGUGGAGAGGCCUCGAGGGGGAUGACUCCAGCAGUGUACCCCACUCCUUGGAAGAGCUCAGAGGAAGAUGUCAGCUCAGUCUCUUCCUGCAGCAACACCCCCUACCCAGAAGCCCCCUCGGAUCAUCCGGCCCCGCCCCCCUUCUCGCCCCCGGGCUGCCCAGUCGCCGGGGGCCCACCACAACGGCUCCUCUCCACAAGAACCUCCCCUCACUGCCAACGAGGCACCAACCCUGAUGUGCACCCCCAUCUUCUGGGAGCCCCCAGCCUCGUCCCUCAAGCCCCCAGCCCUUCUGCCCCCGUCAGCUUCUAAAGCCAGCCUCAACUCCCAGACUACCCCGGACUCGCCUUCCGGCACCCCCAGCCCAGUGUCCCGGCGCUCCAUCUCCCCAGAACCUGCUCCCCAGUCUCCAGUGCCCCCACCCAAACCCUCCGGGUCACCCCAAACAGCUCUGCCCCUGCUCCACUCGACCUGGGCCCCUGGCCAGGAUGGCUCUGCCUCGGCCACAGGCACCGUGCGGAGACUGGCUGGCAGGUUCGAAUGGGGGGCUGAAGGCAGGGUCCAGGCUCCCGAUGCCCCGGAGCCGGGUCCUCCAGGGGCACUGGAUGUGAAUGGGGAGAGAGAGACUGCCCAGGGCAUCCUCGCUGGGAGUGGGUCCCAGCAGAACGGCACUCCAGAUGCGGCGCUGGCCUGCCCUCCCUGCUGCCCUUGUGUCUGCCACGUAGCCCGGCCCGGCCUGGAGCUCCGAUGGGUGCCACAGGGGGGCUGUGAGGACGGCCCCAGGGCCCCCUGCCGGGCCUCCCCACUGCGGACCUCCCGCUCCCGCCCCAGCCCUCCAAGCCUCAGCCAGCCCCCCGUCGUCCUCACGUCCUACCGCUCCACUGCCGAGCGCAAACUCCUGCCACCCCUCAAGCCCCCCAAACCAACUCGGGUCAGACAGGACACCACCAGCUCUGGGGACGCCCCACAGCCAGAUCUCGACCUGCCCUCCGAAGAUGGAAUCCAAACAGGGGACAGUCCCGAUGGCGCCCCUCAGAACAAUCCUCCAGCCACCACGGAGGGCAGGGAGGAUGAGGAGCUGCAGGAGCACAACUGGGAACUGCCCCUGCAGGACGAACCCCUGUACCAGACCUAUCGCGCAGCCGUGCUGUCAGAGGAGCUGUGGGGGGUCAGUGAGGAUGGGGGACCCUCUUCAGCAAAUCCUGGGGAAGCUCCCCCCUUCGCCCGGCCCCCCGGACCUCGCAACACGCUGUGGCAGGAGCUUCCGGCUGUGCGAGCCAGCGGCCUCCUGGACACCCUCGGCCCCCAGGAGAGGCGCAUGCAGGAGAGCCUGUUCGAGGUGGUGACGUCCGAGGCCUCGUACCUGCGCUCCCUGCGGCUGCUGACCGACACCUUUGUGCUGAGCCAGGCGCUCCGGGACACGCUCACCCCCCGGGAUCACCACACCCUCUUCUCCAACGUGCAGCGCGUCCAGGGAGUCAGUGAGCGGUUUCUAGGGAAGUUACUGUCCCGUGUGCGCGCUUCCCCCCACAUCAGCGACCUGUGCGACGUGGUGCACGCCCACGCCGUGGGGCCUUUCUCCGUGUACGUGGAUUACGUGCGGAACCAGCAGUAUCAGGAGGAGACGUACAGCCGCCUGAUGGACACGAACGUGCGCUUCUCCGCGGAGCUGCGGCGGCUGCAGAGCCUCCCCAAGUGCCAGCGGCUCCCGCUGCCGUCUUUCCUGCUGCUGCCCUUUCAGCGCAUCACGCGGCUCCGCAUGCUGCUGCAGAAUAUCCUGCGCCAGACAGAGGAGGGGUCCAGCCGCCAGGAGAAUGCCCAGAAGGCUCUGGGUGCUGUCAGCAAGAUCAUUGAGCGGUGCAGCGCCGAGGUGGGGCGCAUGAAGCAGACAGAGGAGCUGAUCCGGCUCACGCAGAGGCUGCGCUUCCACAAAGUCAAGGCCCUGCCCCUGGUCUCCUGGUCCAGGCGCCUGGAGUUGCAGGGGGAGCUGACUGAGUUAGGAUGCAGAAGGGGGGGUGUGCUCUUUGCCUCCCGCCCCCGCUUCACCCCCCUCUGCCUGCUGCUCUUCAGUGACCUGCUACUCAUCACUCAGCCCAAGAGUGGGCAGCGGCUACAGGUUCUGGACUAUGCCCAUCGCUCCCUGGUCCAGGCCCAGCAGGUCCCGGACCCAUCUGGACCACCUACGUUCCGCCUCUCCCUUCUCAGCAACCACCAGGGCCGCCCCACCCACCGGCUACUCCAAGCUUCAUCCCUAUCAGAUAUGCAGCGCUGGCUGGGAGCCUUCCCCACGCCAGGCCCCCUUCCCUGCUCCCCGGGCACCAUCUAUGAGGACUGUGACUGUUCCCAGGAACUCUGUUCAGAGACUUCCACACCUGCCAAGACUGAGGGACGGAAUCUGGAGUCCAGGGCUCCCCACAAGCACCUACACAAGAGCCCCGAAGGCUGGCUGAAGGGGCUUCCUGGGGCCUUCCCUUCCCAGUUGGUGUGUGAAGUCACCGGGGAACACGAAAGGAGGAAGCACCUUCGUCAGCACCAGAGGCUCCUGGAGGCUGUUGGGCCCUCUUCAGUCUCCCCCAGUGCCCCCCAACCCUAAUGCAGGCCGGGGGGGACGGGGUGGCGGCACAAGUUGGCAGCCUGGCACAGAGGAGACAAAGCGCAUCCAACCAUUGGAUUUGCUGUCAGUGGAAACCCUACCUCAGUGGCAACCAAUAGGGACCAAGCUUCAAGACUGGGCAGCCAAUGAAAACAGGGCCAUCUGAGCCCAUGCACGAGGGAGAAUCAAGAUGGGUUGAGUGGAUUGCCAGCGGAGACAGAGGCUCAGUGCAGAGUGGCCAGUGGGUGCUGAGCUGACUGAACCUCUGGCUAGUGAGUAUCCCAGCUAUGCUCACAGCCAAGAAAGAGGAAGCUAGGUCAGUGCAGCUAAAAGAGGGCUGCACUGGAGAUGAAGUCCUAGGAUAAAAUAGCCAACAGCAGGGACACAUCCAGCCAAAGAAGAGACCAGUAGGAACUCUGCUUGGUGCUAUAGCAACGACCGUCUUGCCUUUUGAGUCUGGGACGUAUUAGAUUCCAUUCCCGGGGUGCCUCCUGUGUCCUCUUAAGCCAAUUCCUCUCUUCUAGAAGAAUCCAGAGUGUUUGUCUCAGAGAACCUGUGUGUGUGUGUGCAUAUGUCUGUAUAUGUAUCAAGGAAGGUGAUUCUGCUGAAUAUGAUGUGUGUGCGGUCUUGCCCCCUUCCCAGAUGAUUGAAUCCUCUAUUUCUCCCCUUACUCCCCAUUUUUCCUAUUAGUCUCCUCAGGAAAGACACUAGGUCUGAGCUCCAGAGGACAAUGUGCUGGGUGUGGCUGGCAGCCAGAGGCCAGAGCUGGGGAUGAGAGGCCUGGGUUCUGGGUCUCUUGGAGGCCAGGGUUCCAUGACAGUUGGAGGAUGAUAUUGUGGAGCAGCCAAGCAGCCUGGCAGAGGAGUCCAAGGGGCUGAAGAUGGCCAGUAACUGGGGUCCGAGGCCUCCUGAAGCCUGCAGGCCCUUCUCCUUGCCCAAAGCUUGGCCUUCAUAAUCCCUGCCUGCAGAUCUUCCAACCUGAACUAUAACCAGCCAUUCAGCCUCAGCGUCGGGCUGCAGACUGGUUCUGGGUCCCAGGGUUGAGUGAAGAAACAGGAGCUGUGGAUCUCGGGCCAGCUGAGCCUCUAGGGCUUUCUUGCCUUCAUCCUGGUCCUUUCACAGAAACACUGGGCCAAGCAGUGGGGAGAGAACAGAGAACCAGCAUUAUUGCCUAAUCCCACCCAGAGCAUCUGCUUCCAGAUGAGAAACUGCCCCCGCACGAUGCCAGAAGGAGGUGAGGAAUGGAGACAGAGCGGAGCAGACAGUUGCUGGCAGGUGGGGGCCCGGGCCUGGCACAAGGCUGUCCCUGAGCGAAGCCAUCACACCUUCCCUUCAGCUCAUGCAUGGCAACUUGCCCAGGACAGAAACUGCCACGCUGACCACUGGAGGUGCAAGGACUCUGGGAGACUGAGAGGGAGAAAGGCACUGGCAUUUGGCAUGUCCAUGACUUUGGAGAUUCACCUAGCACAGUGCCCGACAUACGAGAAACCCUCCAUAAAUGGUGGAGCUGCAUUGAGGCUCUCCUGGGAGCAUGUGCUUAAAGGAGCAGUGGUUUCCAAAUGUGACUUUAUUAGGGGGGAGGGGCUGGUUGAAAAGGGAUCCUUUGAGAGCAGGGGUCAACUCUGCUGGGAACUGGGGCUUGGAGACCAGCUGCAAGGUGUGUUGGCUCACUCACAGCUCCUGAGGGAUCUAUGGCGGUGUGAUGGGAGGAGGGUUGCAGAUGCUGAAGCAGAGAGCUGCUGCAGGUUGGGGAAGAGGACAGGCAGAGCCAGAUAUGGAUGGGGCUCUGGCAGGGGAUGAAGAUGCAGCAAGAAGGACACAAAGGGCAAUCAGUCAGCAAUAAAGAUCCUUUACUG